AUAUGGGUUAUUAGGAUCCAAAAAGUUGGACCUUGAUUUUCCGGGAAUUGAAGACAACUUCAAUGAUUGAGAUCCAAAAUGCUGGACCUUAAGCCUCUCUCUUCGUUUUCCGGAAAAUAAACAAUGCAAUAAUAGGAGGAGUGAAGAUGAAUCCACCGAAAGCCAUCCUUCGGGAACAAGCAUUCUUCAAUGAUGAACCCAAAAAGGAUAUAUGCUAAUGGUCCAACUUCUUGAGUGGAAGUGACUACAACUGCAAUGUCCGGCUAGCUGGUUAGUGGAUUAGAUUCAUGGGGAAGUGGAAUAAGGCCACAUGCAGCCAAAAUUCUUCCCUAAAUAUUUGAAUCUCUGUGUCUUCUUAUGCACUAACUUGCCCCCACAACCCACAUGUAUAAUGGGAUGAUGAAUAUUUUUUUAUAUAUAAAAAUGGAUAUCUAAUAAGUUUGACUAUACAACUAGUUCAUGUUUUUUAUACCAACACAUUCCUGAGGUAAUUCUAUUGAAUUUAUAUUGAGACCAUGCCUUCAUAAGUAAGAUUAAUCAGACAUAAAUAUGUUAGGUUUUUUUGUAAUAUAAAAAAAUCAAAUAUUAAAAUGUAAGAAUAAACAUUACAUGCUUGUUUUUUACCAAGAGGGAAAAGAAGAAGAAGAGAGAAAGAAUAUCACAUGUUUAAUUGUUCUUUCAUUUGUAUUACUCUCUUGUAAUCUGAUGUUUCAUCCUGCAAGUUGUAGAUUCUUGAUUACAUCUCUAUUAAUACUGUUGCUAAUAACUUACUUCAAUGUCACUACUCUGAUGCUACAGUCGGAGUUUGGAGUGAAGAAACAUCAUCUUCUAUAAUUGAUGAGAAAUAUGUUUCUUUUUUAUGAUUUUUUAGUGAGUUUUGUUGCGUUAUUGUAUCAAAAUUACUAUAUGAUACAUAAAGCCUUUUUUAUUUUUUGCCCCUUUGUCUCAAUUUUUCAAACUGAGUUUAGGACUAUUCAGUUGUCUGUUGAUUAGACGGACUCUGUAACCCAAGCUACCGUUGACUAUCUUUGGAUAUCAGUUGCGUACAUGAAAAAUAUAUAUAUCUUCAUUACUGGGUUUUGAACAUUUUGCUUACUAAAUUGCCUGUGGUUCACCUGCUAUUAGAAAAAUAUAGCUUCUCUAUAAGAUGAUGGCUCAUCUCGCCAUCCAUGGUUGUUAGGCUCUCGCUGUCUAAAUGCUUUGUUUGAGCCACCUUGGAGGCCUGUUAUCAGGUAGAUUUAGAUAAUAGGCUGUCAGGGUAGCCUAUAGUCCAGAUUAAAUAUGAAGGAAGCUUCAGGUGUCUGUGUUUCAAUGAGACCCAGACAGGAUUUCAGAGUUCUUCAGGUUGCUCAAAGUAGUUUCAGACAGGCUCAUCAUCUGUUUAGCUGUAUUUCUGAUCAAAAUCAGAAAAGAAGCAUUCAGGAAGUAAGCCUGAUUGCUCAAGAUACAGUAAAUGAAUUCAGAAAUCUAGUUAGACUCCUUGAUGUAUCAGAGCAGUCAGGGUGUAAGAGAAUCAGGAAAGGUCCUUUGCCACAUUCCCACGAUAUAAACCCAGUUGAAUUGAUGGAUAGUCCCAACUCUGUGUCUAGAAGCCCUGACCACAACUUUUCUCAACCCAAUAGGCAGCUAUUCCCUAUUCAGAGUAUUCAGUCAACUACUUCUUUGAUCCAUGCCAAUAGUAUCGACUUGUAUAGGGAAAAACAGAAGACUAAAGACAACGUAGACGUCAAAACUAAUUUGAUCCUGGGGUUCAACCUUUCCCUCUUACAGCCAAGCACAUCCUUUUCAAGUUUAGAUGGAGGUGGCAGGAUAAUUCAUCAUUCAACAUCAGAAAUUCUUCCUUCUCAAGAUGAUGCCUCUAUAUUUUCCGAGAGCAAGAGCGGAGUGAAAAGUGAGGAGAAAUGCCUAGCCUCAACCGGUGGAUGUCACUGCUCAAAGCGAAGGAAAUUGAGGAUCAAGAAAGUAAUUAAGGUCCCUGCUUCAAGAACUAAACCAGCUGACAUACCUCCUGAUGAUCACUAUUGGAGAAAAUAUGGACAGAAGCCAAUAAAAGGAUCUCCAUAUCCCAGAAGCUACUACAAAUGCAGCAGUACGAGGGGAUGCCCUGCGAGAAAACAUGUAGAAAGAAGCUUGGAGGAUCCUACCAUGUUAGUUGUGACUUAUGAAGGGGAACAUAAUCACUCCAAAAUUCAAUCUCCCAAUCCCGACAUCAUGCUUCAUAUUUAACAAUAAAAGCAAACCAAAGGACACGCGUAUUUUCCUAGCUGGAACUGAUCGUGCACCUGCAAGCUAAGGUGAACCUUCUGCGGCUUCAUGUUUCCUUAAAAAGAGAUCAUGUCACUCCUUUAAGGCUCGUUAUUUUUAACUUUCAGUCUAUAUGCUUCUCCAGCAAUGCUUUUGCAGGUCUACUUGUAUAUAUGCAUUCUCAAGAUUUCCUAAUAAAGGUUGAUUAAUUUGCUUUAUGCA
This is a messenger RNA of Populus euphratica (Euphrates poplar), 2466 nucleotides long. RefSeq names its product probable WRKY transcription factor 17. The record is from RefSeq and is a predicted model, not a curated record. Lineage: Eukaryota; Viridiplantae; Streptophyta; Magnoliopsida; Malpighiales; Salicaceae. The transcript is spliced from 5 exons. Gene Ontology annotation, molecular function: DNA-binding transcription factor activity; sequence-specific DNA binding. Gene Ontology annotation, biological process: regulation of DNA-templated transcription. Bases 1282 to 2226 code for a protein of 314 amino acids.